This is a messenger RNA of Opisthorchis viverrini, 5360 nucleotides long. RefSeq lists its product as hypothetical. Gene Ontology annotation, molecular function: protein binding. The coding region runs from base 1 to 5238 and encodes 1745 amino acids. The record is from RefSeq and is a predicted model, not a curated record. The transcript is spliced from 40 exons. NCBI's taxonomy places the organism in Eukaryota, Metazoa, Platyhelminthes, Trematoda, Opisthorchiida, Opisthorchiidae.
AUGCCCUGUUUGAACAAAGCUUGGCCAACAGAUUCUUCACCAUUGAACCAACAAACACGGCGGGGACAUGGCCAAAGCACUAUUAAACAUCCAUUUAUGCGAAUCCUCGCGCUGGCAAGCAUUCUGCCCUGUGCUGAGAACUUAAAGAGCAAUUCUACACGCUUUUUCACUUGUGCCCCUCGGACAACGUUUCGGGUAGUUGGUAAGUGGAAUAACCUCCUUCCGACGGUCGCUCACGCUCCAUGUGGUAUCCAGUUCAAGGCACUUUUACACUGUGCAGCAAUCCGUGAGUCCUUGAGCGCUCGCACUGGCAAGGUUACGCUCCCGAGGUUAAUGAACUUAAUGAGUAGCGCUACACCUUUUUCAGCGUGCCUUUCAGUUGGACGGAUGCAGAGGGGUGACAAGGACAAAGCCGUCUCGGAAAACCCCGAUCCCCUGAAUCAAUCCUUAUUGAGAUUCAGAUUUAAUGCCCAUCGUUUGCUUGCCACCAGUGUUGUUUCUCCAAAAAUCCCCGGUGAUGCUCAGGCCUCGGCAGCAACGCCGCUGGUGACGGAAGUGGAGAGGGUCGGUAUUCGGCAUUUUCUGGGUCUUCAUCGGCUACCUUCGUUGUUGUAUUCUCCAGAAGAACGACGUAAUACGUUUGAAACCCUAUGGGAAUUGCUAUUGUCACGUCCCGAGCGGGAUGUAGCUCUGGUCAAUAAAUAUCUAUUCUCUCGGAUAGAUAGCGGGUUGGACUUUAGUUCUGAUAAAAUUCUACAAGCUAUGAAGCAGGCUGGUUUGGAACCUAACACGGCACUAAAGAAUGCCAACCUGAAGCCUGACCUGUACAUUUUCUCACAAGUACUAUAUGGUUACCUUAAAGCUGGAUGCCCAGAAGAAGUGGCCUCUACAAAAGAAAUAAUGGCCCGAUUGGGUCUGUGGCCAUCACUCCAGGGUUAUGAAGGCAUACUUUCCGCCUACGCUGAACUUGGCAAACGAUCCGAGCUGCUGUCUACCUUGAACGAAGCCUGGGAGUAUCUUGCUUCCCGCAGAAAACCCCAUUUUGCCACAUCCGAUGGUUUCCCUCCCUCGUUUAUCAUUCGGUUGUACGUCCGCUUAAUUUGUGCGGAACCUCAGCCUGACGGGACCUGUGCCGAACUUCUUAGCCGUCUUCCCAUGCCAAUUGAUUCGUCCACGCGCACUCGUGCUCUUGAAGGAACCAAACGUUUGUUGGCCGGCGGACGGUUGAACGCGGCGCAGGAGCUGUUCAAGCGUGCUGACCCUGAAAGUGCCACUGACUCGUAUUUGUGUUCAUUGCACAGGUAUAUGUCCGUGGGUGGACUUAAUCCAGAAGACGUCGUAAAGUUUUGGGAGCUGGCGGAUGUUACUGGGUCUCGUUUGAGCAUGCUGCAGCGACAAGUCAGGGGCGACUUACGUCGCCGGCCAAGUACACCAUCCCCGCUCUAUGAGGACUUGCGAAAUGCGUUGUUGAAAAAGGAUGUAGAAGGUGCUUUUGGCCUUCUGAACAAAAUGCCGCAUGUCGGUAGCGGUAUACUGUCUGGCUACAUCGUUCCACAGCUUCUUAAUCUCGGUGUCGCUCCCACUGACAUCGUUGAUCGCAUUGAGCGUCCUGAAUUACGUCCUGUGGCCGCGUUCGGCUGCUUCAUUCACUCUCUGACUACGAACCGCAAUUCGACCUCCAGCUCUUCGGUGGACUUCGAGGCAGCGGAAAAGUUGGUGGACCAGUUCGUGCAACAGGGCUAUUCACUGGAUGAUCAGGCCGUUUCACUGUCCACGUUCGCAGUUCGUCAGCUGGUUUCCCCUCUCGAGGAUAUGCCCGAGACAUCUUCUGAUAUUGCAGUCCAACAAAUGGUGAAGUCUUUGGAGCUCAUUGGCAAGAUGGUCAGCCCGAAGUGUCUGAAAGGUUUAGUGUGUCAGCUAUUCCAGCAUUUUUUGCAACGAUAUGAAGCCAGCUCCAAGGGCAAUCACCAACGACCUACAGCACAAGAUCACAUGGCUCUGCAGAGACUGAUCGAUUCGUGUAUUUUGAUGGAUAUAAAAUUCCACCGGGACCACUGGAUCUUCUACAGUUUCAAUAACUGUGAAUUUACCCUGGAUAAAAUAGACCAGCUGAAAUUUCUGCCGGUGUCGGAUGCACGCCCUGUGGAAGAGACUCUAAAACCUAUGUCCAUGCGGAAACGCGUGCGCAACUUGCUCAUGGCAGGGGACGUUGAGUCCGUUUUAAGUGCCAUCACACAGGCGAAAAGUUGGACUGACGACAGGAAAUCAUCCGGUGGACCGGAAGCGUCAUCAAACACUUCAUUUCCUGAUGCGGUUGCGGUUGCCUACCAGUUGAUGCAAGACUUGUCGUCCAAAGUUGAGCCUCCGAACACCGUGUCGUACCCCAUAGCGCCUAAAGAUGUUGAACGCUUGUUUUGGGCCUCGUGGAACAAUCAGCUCCUACCGAAUGCCGGGCGCGCCAUCUCACAAGUAGCGACGAUAUAUCGCAAAACGUCCGACGUUAAAGGCCUGGCCGAAUAUUUCAAUCGAGCAUCAAAACAGCUUGGUAACUUUCUGGAUGUACUACUCCUCCGGGAAUCCAUGCGGACGUUGUUAGAUGAUGACUUUUCGAAUAAUCUGAGGUUGCUCCAGUCCAUGAUCAACAAUCCGAAUGGUUCACUCUCAACGUUCGCGGCUAAAACCUGUCUCUUAGAGGAUUUGCUAGUAACAACGUACCCAGAUAAACUGAAGGACUUGACAGAUUUCCAUCGAGGCUCCACCGAUUAUUGGCCAACCAAGGUGCUUUCGAAACGCCUGCCAACAGGUCAUCUUCAGAAGCUCCGAAGUCUACACGAUGCAACAGACGAUCUUUGUAAAUCAAACGAACUGUUUGCCGCGCACUCCCUCCGUUUGUGGGCCAGUCAACUUGGUUUGCUGAUAUUUCCAAGAACGAACGAACUGCUCCUACUUUUCCCCCACUUGAAUCCAUCGCGUCAGCGUCAAAUAUCACUUCCACAAUGGUGUAUGAGUCACGAGCUAUCGCAACACUUCCCUGUCAAUCUGGACCAUCGCUUCCUCACUUCCUUAGACUCCCUCAUCAUCGACCGAAGUCAAGAAACGCUAGCUUCCACUGUCAAAUCUGUAGCCACAUGCCUUGUGGAUCGCAUGGCAAGUAACCGGAUAGAUUCCAUCUCAAGCAACUGGGUUCCCACUUGGUUAGUGGUGUGUCAACGAUUACAUCAGACCGGUUCCAUGUUUACCUCCCCCGAACCCUAUACAGCACUGGCUGCCGAAUUCCUUAGACAAGGAGCAUCAGCUCAAUUGAACGUGAUGGGUGAAUUGGAUCAUUGGUUCUUCUACGCACCAACCACUCACCACAAGUCAGCUCUUGUACUGGCCGCUCUCGCCAGUCCACCUUUUCAGGGUUGGGGUAUCGCGAAACUCCGAUCACAACCGGAUCUGCUGUGCUCGGUCGGCACCAAAAUCGAUCCGUCCACAGUUCUGUCUGAUGAACAACAAUCGUUUUUCAAUGAUGCGAUUUUGAAGAUGAGCAGAAAACGUACCAUGGAAUUGUCUGCCAUUCUGAAGGACACCCAGUUUGAUAAGGAUGCACUCAAGGUUGUUUGCGACAAGUUUACGACCGACGAAAUGUGCAACGAGUUGGCGGCCCACCUUCUCAUCACGGACGGUUUACUUAAACCACUUGUUGGUUUCCUUCAAGAAGUCUACCCACACUCGGUGAUCCCCUUCUGCGAUAAACUACUAACCAAGUUGAUCCAUACAUCCCGCCAAGUUCGUCUGGUUCGUGCGUGCUACGAUACAAUGAAACAAUGGUCGGUGGACGUAACCUCACUGAGUCCAGAAAACCAAGCUUUCAUCUACGCGUCCCACCGUUUUCUGGAAACCGCACAAGAGGACCUCCUUGAUCCUUUGGAACACUUGGCGCGGAAGGUUCCAACCGAAAUUCGCGAGUCGUGGUUGAAAGAAUUGAAAUAUUCCCUGGCUGUGGACGAUUUUAUUACCACCUGCGAACUUUUGAACAAACUGGAUCCUUCUCUACGCGAUUCAGCUGUAUCUUUUGUAGUUUAUUCUAUGGUCGGCCCUUCGGAAACUGCACGUAUUAACAAGCUCCUUACGACUGUCGCUGAACACUCUGACGUACAAAUGCUGAAGCUUGUUGCUAAAGUAGCGCGGCCCUUCUUACCCGGAGGACUUAGCGAAGCAUAUCAAGCACUUUCUUGUGUGUACAAUGAUGAGAAAACUACUUGGUUCGACGGUGCGUGCAUCCGGUAUCACAAACUCGGCCCGUUGCGUCACAUGAAACCGCCGUCGACGACACGCGAUGAAGUGGGAUCUGACACCGUUGCUAAAGUGAUCUCUGCACCAAAACAAUCGAUAUUCUCCGUUGUUCAAGCUAUUCUCAAAGUCCAGACGGAUCCCGAAAAAUUGAAAGCAACACUCGAGGAUCUUCUCUCUAACUGGAGCCCCAACCAAAAAGCCACCGUUGCUAACCACCUUAUCGCAAAAGGUGCGGCAGAUGCGGUCGAAAGUAUCAUGAAUAUGAGUUCCACUCCAGAAAAAGCAAAACGUGAUUCGCCAUCCGUGGAGUUUGCGAAAAUUGUGAGCGCAUCUCUUGCGGACCCUCUGAAUGCAACAAAUGAUUCCUCCUCAGAAUUGGCACGAUCCGCUCUCCAAAAACUGAAACGAAUGAACUCGGGACAGCUGAUUACAUGCCUCAAAGGCCCUCACGUAGAAAUGCUAUUCCGAUCCUGGCCGCUCGACCAGCUAGGCGAUCUUCUCGAAUUGGUCAACAGUGCUUCGGAACACGAGAAGAAUUCGUUAAAUUUGCAGCUGGCAGCAAUUAUGAUCAAUCGGAAUCGUCACAAUAUUGCCAAGCAGAUAGUCAAAUCAACUGGUCCCCUGCCAACCGCGUUCCUUGCCGGUAGUCCACGGCACAUUUUAAGCGUACCAGAACUAGAGGCAACGCUCACUUACCUGUCCGAAAAUGAUCCAGAUCACAUGGCGACGUUCGUUGACGCUUCUCUACGCAAUGCAGUUUUUACGACGAAUCCUCGACAGGUAAACGACGUGGUCAACUUCGUCCGUGCCGUGGAUUCACAUCCACUAUCUUUUAAUCUUCGCGACAUUUGUCAGUUACCCACAACGGAUCUGAUCGCACGGUUCCUCCAGCGGACACCAGAGCUCCCAAAUGAUGUCAAGAACAUUUUGAAGGCCGUUCUCCCUCCUGCAAGAGCUUGAUUAACUUUUGCGCUCUCCAGCGACGCGCCUAGUCACUGUAGUCUAAGCCAAGUAGGACUGACAUUUUCUGCUUGUUUUCAACCUUGUCAUACUUUCGGUCGGAUGAAAAUACAAGUUUACUC